AUGGACCGUGAAGAUUAUGGCCAAAUGGCAAGAGCAAUGGAUGAACAGAAGGCAGAAAUGGCAGCGACUUCUCGUGGUCUCAAGCGCGAGUCUAGUAGCGCGACAAAACAGCAGAGGAUAGUGACUCAAGAGAAUUGGAGCACGCUCAGUAACGUUGGUGUUGCAGGCGCCCAAAGCAGCGUAUACGCAUCGGCGCAAAUAUUAACCCAGUCACUUUUUGAAUCCACUGGAUUGGUCGAUAGUACAGGGCAAAAACUUCAACGGACAAAUUGCUACGUGCAAGCACCAACGCAGGACGAGAACGGCUUUAGUAAGGCUUCCCUAAGCUUUAUAUUAGGUGACCAAGCAGCGUCAACGGCUGCUCACGAGUGGGAUUUCACUCAUGAACGCCUACAAGCUGACUUCAUUGCCAGAAGCAAAAGAAUAGAAGAUUCGAUUGAAAAGGUACUUGCGACAAAUGUGGAAGAGACUGGAGUGGCGCGUAUCAGCCGCCUGGGGUCGAAUCAAAUUGCUGAUGGAAAACGCCGAGCACGAAGACCACCCAGUCGCGUCUGCAAACACGAAGGCUGUGAGCAAUACGUAGUAGACCAAGGGCUUUGUGUCCGACAUGGGGGCGGUAAACGAUGUCUCACUUCCGGCUGUACAAGUAGAGCAAAACAUCAAGGUCGUUGCUGGAAACAUGGUGGCUCGACUGAAUGCAAGGUUCCUGGCUGUAUCAACCGCGCCAAGUCGCGCGGUUUCUGCUGGUCCCAUGGCGGUGGUACCAAGUGCAAGGUUGAUUCUUGCGAAAAGAUCGCCAUUUCCAAUGCUUUAUGCUGGGCACACGGUGGAGGCAAACGAUGUGCGGUCGAAGGUUGCAUGCGUCAAGCAUAUGAGCGCACAGAAAAUCUGUGCAAUAAUCACUACCAGGAGCGACAACAUGGGACGAUGGUUGCGGUGGAGGACCAACCGGAUGUAGACAUCACCUGGAUAGCAUCUGAAUGA
Messenger RNA from Plasmopara halstedii, 984 nucleotides. RefSeq lists its product as uncharacterized. NCBI's taxonomy places the organism in Eukaryota, Oomycota, Peronosporomycetes, Peronosporales, Peronosporaceae. The transcript has 5 exons. The record is from RefSeq and is a predicted model, not a curated record. Bases 1 to 984 code for a protein of 327 amino acids.